CCACCCGGGCGUGGGUUGGAAUUCUAGUCCAGCACGGUCUUUGCUAAUAGACUCCUGGGUCUACUAACACUUCAUUAGGUAUUGAACGACAGGAAAGGGCGGUGCAACCAGACCAGAGAAGUGGAUGAACGUGAAGGCCUCGGUAGCCAGCCGCGUCUCUCACUUCUAGAAUCUAAAACUUCUUCAUGUUGUAGUACCUAGAGGAGUGGAGGAAUUGACCACAGUGAGCCCCUAAAUUGGGCUUUCUGUCCUUAAUCUGCAUCACCUGCCGAGGCUUCAGCCUAACACUUUCUUUACAUACUUCGCAAUUGGAAAACAACGUGGUACAGUGAUUAUGGAGUUCUAAAAGCACCUUUGCUUCAAAUUCAGCUAUCCCACUCAGCUGCACAAUAUAUUAAUCAGCACUGCAUCUUCUGGAACAAAACUGAAUAGAGACCAGUAUGCUUCACUUCAUCCAGAAAUUUUCUGGAGCCUCUUCAAAGAUGCUGAAGUACCCUUUUACAGUGAGACUCAGAGCCAGCAGAAUAGAUGUACUUUCUCCCAAGACAUCGUUUCAGCAGAACCUUUCCCCUUUGUCGCCAAGGACUUGGCUUUCGACAUCAUUUCAAGUGUGUAUGAACAACAUACAGUGCUAUCAUGUAUCACCAUGCAACUUUAAAAGACAGCAGAAGGAAGCAGUUGUUCCCUCCAGGACACCAAGCAUCACGUACCUACCUGAUAGCCCAAAGCCAGCAUUAUACAUAAGUCUGGUGGGGUUAGUCCCCUUUAUUGCUCCACCACUCACCAUGGUCAUAACAAAGUCUUAUAUCCCCAUAUUAGCGUUUACUCAGGUGGCUUAUGGAGCCGGGUUCCUAGCUUUCUUGGGAGGGGUUAGAUGGGGCUUUGCCCUGCCAGAAAGCAGUCCAGCCAAACCAGACUACAUUAACUUAGCUAGUAGUGUGAGUCCUCUUCUGUUUUCAUGGGUAGCCGUCCUCUUUUCUGAAAGACUCAGUGAAGCCAUUGUCAUAGUAAUAAUAGGUUUAGGUAUAGCAUUACACAAUGAACUUUUCCUCUUGCCACAUUAUCCCAACUGGUUCAAAGCCUUGAGAAUAGUAAGUACUUUAGUGGCUUUUUUCUCAUUUGUAGUCACUUUAAUACUUAAAAGUAUUUACCCAGAAAAAGGGCCCAAGAGACUUGCUGAUGUAGAAAAAUAAAACUACUUUGCUGUGGAAUAAUCCUUCUGUUCUGUACACUGUGAA
Messenger RNA from Myodes glareolus (Bank vole), 1238 nucleotides. RefSeq names its product transmembrane protein 69 (gene Tmem69). NCBI's taxonomy places the organism in Eukaryota, Metazoa, Chordata, Mammalia, Rodentia, Cricetidae. The record is from RefSeq and is a predicted model, not a curated record.